UAAUGAUAAAUGCGGUUCAAAUUUUGAUUAGAAGAAGAGACAGCUCUCUCUGCUGUGCCUGCGUGAAAUUCUACACCAUGUGUGAUGGUGAUGCCAGCAGCGCAGUUGUUCGAUUUGAACCCCUUCAUGAGCGCUGGGACUUGGUGGAAGUGUGUGCAAAGCUACUAAAUGCCCAGUGGCAACGCAGCAUGGAAGAGCGAAUACACCUUCUCCGCCAAUCGAGUCACAACUAUCCUGUGUGUCUCCUCCUACUUAAAGGGAAGAGGGGGAGUCAAGAUGAGAAGCUAAUCGGCCACACUCGUUUGUUACGCGUACCGGAAAGCCGUAGCAUGUUGCUGGAGGCUGUUGUGGUGUGUAGCACCCUACGGGGGAUGGGAUACGGGCGUGUCCUGAUGGAAGGUGUAGAACGAUAUGCCAGGGGGCGGGGCUGCACCCGAUUGUGCCUGAGUACCCAUUAUAAGCAACACUUCUACGCUCAUCUGGGGUUUGUGCUGUCCAAGCCGGUCCUAAGCGUUGGAUCACUGGCCUCCUCCAUGCCUAAAGAGAUGCUACAGAAGUUCUGUAGGACAGGAGAGAAUGAGGAGAAAGAAGAGAAGGAGCAAGAGAGGAAGAGUGCUAAAGUUUCCUGGAAGUCAUUACGCAUUUGUACACCACCACCACCACCUCCUCUCCCUAAAAUCUUCUGUCCUCCUCCACCCCCACUUCCUCCUAACUCCACUUCUUCUCCUCCACCACCUCCGUCUCUUUCUCCCACGUUUGUUAACCAGACUCUGGAACAAACGCCAUACACAGACAACAUAGGUCUGCCCAUCUUCUGGAUGCACAAGGACAUUUGAGACUGAUACACGUACCUUAAAAACAAAAUUAUUAUUGGGGGAUACACAAACAGUGUUUAAUGGAAGAUUGAAUUUGCACUAUAUCGGACGUUUGAUGUUUUCAUGAGCUUCAAUACCACAAUGUAUGGUUAUACACAGUAAAAAAAUAAAGUAUGAGACUAUGCACUAAAAAUAUAGGACACCAAGGCACUCUUCUUAAUAAUAAAACUGAUUAAUAAAGGUGCUAGUUCAUAAUGGAACUUAAAAUAUACCUAUAUGUAUAUAUAAUAUAAAAUGCGGUUUUAUUAUUAAGAAGAGUGCCUUGGUGUCCUAUUGUUGUUUUUGAUAUUUUGCUUAUUUACCAAAAAGCACCUUUGAUUUAUAUACACUUUUUUGACAUUCUGGAUACUGUUUUGAACGCCAUAGCCCACCAGCCCCUUCUUUGUGGGUGAUUGUUUUUGCACUGAAAAUAUACUUGAAUACCAACAAGUACCAAUUAAAUGUAUAGUUCUACGUAAUUUAUCCCUUAGUGCACUUGAAAAAAGUAUACUUAAACAAGUAAUAGAUUUUAAUAUGAAUGGUAUCUGAAAAUAGCACAGUUGAGUACACUUAGAUGUUCUUGGGGUGGUUUCCCCCAGACAGGGCUGAGGCCUAGUCCCAGACUACUUUAAAGCAACACUAUGUAUUUUCCAUGUAAAAAUGACUUACAGCUCCCCCAUGUGGUUGAAAAGCGCAACAGUGCCUGGUAUCAGACACUCUUCUGCAGGCAGGGGGAGGGGCGGGGCUGUGUUUCCUACCCUCCACCGCCACUUUCAGAGUGUGCUUGUAGCAGCUAGGAGGCUGCUCAGGUUGCAGCAACAUUACAAUUUGUCCAGUUAAAAGUUGUUCUAUCACUGAAAUAAUUUUAGAGAAAUUACUUAAAGGUAAAAAAACUACAUAGUGUUGCUUUAAAUGUUAGUAUUGUCUUGAUCGAAAACAACUUGCUCUGAAAUCUUAAAAUAUAUCUGUGCCAGUGUUGUGUCUCAAGAUGCACACCAGUAAUGUUUAUUUAUAAAUUAUGCUUUUAAAAAUGACUUAAAUAUCCGCAUUUAACUAAGGCCUAGUCCCUGUCUAGGAAACCACCCCCUUAAGUUUAUCUUAAGAAGCACUAAAUACAAUUUUUUUUGUAUUAAGUAUAAAAUUAGUGCAUGAAAAUAGUAUAUUUACUAAGCAUAUUUUUAUUAAUAAAGUGUUCUUUUAUUUUCAUUUAGGAUUGAAGUUAGUUAUUGUUUGUUGGUUAUCACCACU
Messenger RNA from Paramisgurnus dabryanus, 2102 nucleotides. Its product is annotated as N-alpha-acetyltransferase 80-like. Gene Ontology annotation, cellular component: cytoplasm. The record is from RefSeq and is a predicted model, not a curated record. Gene Ontology annotation, biological process: protein acetylation. Lineage: Eukaryota; Metazoa; Chordata; Actinopteri; Cypriniformes; Cobitidae. Gene Ontology annotation, molecular function: N-acetyltransferase activity; acetyl-CoA binding.